This is a messenger RNA of Pipra filicauda (Wire-tailed manakin), 5866 nucleotides long. RefSeq names its product Alstrom syndrome protein 1-like. Gene Ontology annotation, biological process: regulation of centriole replication. The record is from RefSeq and is a predicted model, not a curated record. The annotation marks the transcript as partial. Gene Ontology annotation, cellular component: centrosome; cytosol; centriole. NCBI's taxonomy places the organism in Eukaryota, Metazoa, Chordata, Aves, Passeriformes, Pipridae. The transcript has 13 exons.
GUAAAUUGUUGCCAGCAUUUGAGGUGGUGCCAACGGGUUUUGACUCCGACACUUCCGCUCUCAGCAUUUCCAUUCCCGUGGAGUCGGAGGUUGGCUCUGAUGUUCUGUCACCCCGGGAACUCUCUCCCAGCUUCCCAAAAUUGUUUGGAGACAACCCAGCGAGCCAGUGCAGUGUGUCAUGCCACCAGCUGGAGGUGGAUGCUCCGAUUUCCACGCAGGAUCCAGAGUGUCCUGCUGUCUCCAGACUCGUUGGAGCGAAGCAGGAUCCACCCGACUGCUCUUCUGACACGGAGAGUCCCCUCCUUGUUCCCACCAGCGUUCAGGAUCUUGCUAAAAAUGAGUCCAAAAUUUUGGACAGCAGCCUGCAGAGAUGGGCUGCUGGUGUUUUGGCUGGAGUUCAAGAUGGAAUGGAAGCUGACAGAGGAUCCCAGACCUCCAGUGUGGGAAGUGAGAGACAUAAGGAGCAAGGAGGUGAUUCUUUGCUGGGGUCGGGUGUGUUGAGGGACAUCCAGGAGCUCCUGGCAAAGGCAGAGGAUUUGAGUGCCAGGUGGUGUCCUCCUGCCUUUUCCAUGGCCUCUUGUAGAGAAACUGGGGAGUCUUCCCUGGUGCUGCUGAGACAGGAGGAGGAUCCCAAAGAUCCCAGGUCGGCGAAGGACAGAACCCCUCAGUUCCAGAAGAGACCGUCGUGGGAUGAGGCUGCGACCCGGCGAAGUGUGCGAGAAGAAGGGUUGGGAAUAAACCCUUGGAAUUCUGACACGUGCAACUUCAGAUGGGAGAACUCUUUGGACGUCAACUUGCGCCGCAGCGAAGGGACGAAGGAAAUAUCCCAGGAGUUCAGGGCGGGAAAAUCGGCGGGAAGGUCGGAGCCGGAGGGUUGUAGCAGCGUCACCACGGACAGGAACCAACGUGCCCUGGUGGGCCUGGCACAGAGCAGUGCCAGCAGUGAGGGCAGCACCGGGGCAGCCUCAGAGCUGGGCAAUCCUCCUUCCUCAGAGCCCCCUGGAAGCAUCACUGAUAUCCCAGGAGCCUUCCAGAGCACGUCUCAAGCUGGUGGAGCUGGAAGCAAAGCCGGCGGCGCCCGGGGGAGCGACGAGAGCAGCAGCGGAGAUUCCCUGGCUGCCCGUGUCAGGAACCUCCUGGGGAAUCCUCCCCCCUCAUCGGAGCAUCCCUGUGGCACAGGAGGAUUCCAGAGCAUCCUGAGUGGAGCUGGUGGUGCCAGGAUCAAGGGAGGAGGGCUGGGGGGCAGCGGCAGCAGCAGCAGUGGGGAUUCCCUGGCUGCCCGUGUCCGGACCCUCCUGAGGAGUGGAUCCCCUGGGAUAGAGGCAACCCGAAUCCUCAGGAACGCAGAGGAGCAGGAGAGGAAAAUCCGAGCCUGGGUGAAGCUGAGACUGGCCAGCAGAUCCCAGGAAUCUGUGCCAGACUGGGAUGAGGAGACCCAGCAAAGAAUCAAGGAAAUCAAGGCAGAGCUGCUCCUGAGGGCCAAGAAAUCCGUGCAGGCCAAGGAUCCCUGGGUUUGUGGUUUGGGAGCUGCCUCUGAGUGUCUCCAUAACCAGGAUCAGGACACAGAGCGUUUCAAAGCUCCAAGAUUCCCACGUGUCAGACCCCUCCAGCCCACCAGGACUCGGGAGCUUUCAGAGCCCAGCUCAGGACAAGCUGUGCUGUUCCAUAGAUCCCAUCCCUCCGAUCGCUGCCUGCUGAGGGACAUGCAGCUGAAAUCCUGGAAUGCUGCUCCUGGAAUGCCUGUGUGCAACCAACACCCAACAGCCGCCCCAGGCCAUUCCCACAGCGUGGCUGAACUUUACCCACCACUGGAAUGGGAUCCCUGUGCAACGGGGUCUGAUGUACAAACAGAAUUCCUUGUGCCAGCUCCAGAGGUGCUGCCGGCGGAGAAGAGCUCGGAAGGGAUGGGAAAGCCGAUCACUUCCAUCACCUUCUCAUCCCAGAGACGCCUCCAGUCCCCACUGGGUUCCCAGGCACUGGGCAGCAGCCUCUCCAGGGAUGGGUUUGAUGGGAUCACACCUUUGGAUGUCGACUCUGCUGCCACUGAGGAACAGAGCCAUGACACACAGCACUGGGAAAGAUCCAGCACUUGUCCUGCAAGUCCAGUGCUGGCUGGCUCCAUCUUCCAGGAGGUUAAUCCUGCAGAUCAAGGCAGGGUUCAUCCCAUCUCUGCUGACAGGGACAGAGCUGGAGUUUAUCAGGACACAGACUCUUCGUCAGCUCAGGAUUCUGGGAGUGUCCAUGCUGGGAAAAGACAGACUCCCAGUGCAGAAAAAUGUGAUUUUUUGGCCCAGGAUGUGGGUGAGUUGGGCAGGCAGAGGGACAUGGGGUUCAAUCAGGAAAGAAAUCCGUUCAUUGAACCCCAUUCCCUGAGCUCUUCCCAGCAGGAGAAGAGCAGCUCUGGCCACAUCCAGCUCAGUGAGAGCUUGGAAAGUUCAACUCCAGCAGAACAAAUGGAUUUGCUCCAGGGUCGGAGCGAGCUGGGAGAAGAGAGGAAAAGUCCUGCUGAACCACCUCUCAUUCCAACAGAGGUUGGGAGGGAGCAAGUGGAGGCAUCUCACCAUUCACCCCCAGAGGUUUUAUCUGCCGCAUCUGCAGCUCUCCCUUCACCAACCAAGAAAUUCCUGUCCUGUGUCCACAUCACCCUCUCCUCCAAGGUCCGUCACGUGGAGCUGCCGAACGUGGAAAACGGGAUGAAAGUGGGGGAUAAACCCGAAGUUCAGACUCAGUUGAAAGCUCCAGAAGAUUUAAGAGAAGCUGCUCCCGAAUUACCACCCUCUGACCUUAUUCCACAAGGUCCAAGAUCACCUUUCCCAGUGGCCUCAGCAGAUCCCAGCCGGGUGUUUUCCUCUGGGCGAGAGCUGGUGCAGCAAAGCAGUGAGAGACCUCAAGUCCCUGCUCUGGGGUCAGGGGGGUUUAUUCCCAAGGAUCUCUCCAGCUCUGUGCUUCCUGCAAAACCUGGGAGGAGGACUUCAGAGGCUGCCACUCAGAUCACCACAGAAGGUCCUGAAAAAACCACCUUUUCAGCAGAAAUUUAUGUUCAUCCCCAAGAGGGUGAAGGUGCUGCCCAGAAACCGCCUGAACUUCCCAACGUUACAUCCCAUAACGAGAUUCCCCCCUUCCCAAGGCAGCCUGCUCAGCCCUUGCUGGUGCCAUACAAACCUUCUGGAAGCACUGGGAUGUAUUAUGUCCCUUUCCUAAAAGGAGGAGCCAAAAUGUCUCCAGUUGAGUCAGAAACCAGUGGUGGGAGCUCUCACUCAGGGUCCAACGAUGCUCCUCCUCCAAGGUUUCUGCCCCACGUGCCUGGUUUGAGGGAUGAGAAUCCUCCAGGAACUGCAGCUCUCCAGCAGAAAGAAGGAUCCCACAGUAAGAGGGCCAAGCCUAAGCUGGCCUGGGCUGAGGAGCAGAGGAUACCCCUGGAAAAUUCUGCAGAGCACAGAGAUCAUUCCAAACCUGGAAAAACCACUCAUUCCACCUUCAAAUCCACACGGUUCUACCUCCACCAUCCCAUGCCCACGUGUGACACCAGCGAGUUCUCCGAGGACAGUUCCGGAGUGGGAAUUGCUCCCCCUUCCUCCAGCGGUGCCUGGAAAAAACCACACCGGCAUCAACGGGUGUUCUCUGCCCAUCACAGAAAAAGGGGGAAAAGGGAGUUCUUUGCACUCACUGCAGAAGCAGAUGAGAGUAAAAACGAGGAUCUGAGCGUUGGGAAUGAGACCUCGGGGACGGAGCGAGAAGCAGAACAAGGAGCAGCUGGGAAUUCUGCUUUGCCACGGAGCCAAACAACUCUCCGGGAUGGGAACGUGGAGGAACCACCAAGGCACAGAACCCACUCCAGUGGGAGCUUGGAUGAGCUGUGGGUUAAGUUUCUGGAGAGGCAGAGGAGGCACCAGCAGCACGGUUUGAGGAGUACCGGGGAGCUGUCCCUGGUGGAACGCCUGGAUCGCCUGGCCAGGGUCCUGCAGAACCCCAUCCAGCACACGCUGGUCCCGGCAGAAGCCGGGAGGAACGUUCCCGAAAGGCAGAUCAAGGGAAGGGAGCAGACAAAAACAGGAUUGGGAGAGAACAAGGCGUCCGGGAGCGUUGUCGGAGAAAGAGCGCGGGACGACACCGGGAUGGCGGAGCUCAGGGAAAACGGGGCGGGAGACACAACCAUCCUGGAGGAGCAGCAGCACCGCUGGGAAUCUCCCAGCGACAAUUCCUCGGAGACGAGGCUGAGCGGAGAGCACGGCACCACCACCACCACCACUUCCAGCAGCUGGGAGUGGGACACGCCGACGGAGCCGGGAAGCGCAACAGAGCGGAGCAGCUCCGUGUCCACCAUCGACACGGCCAGGCUGCUCCGGGCCUUCGGGCACCACAGGGUCACCGUGUCUCCCAGGGUGUCUCCCGGGGUGUCUCCCGGGGUGUCUCCCAGGGUGUCUCCCAGGCUUUCCCAGCUCUAUUCCACCAUUGGCCUCCAGAAGAGCCGCUCGGAAAAGCGGGAUGAGGGAAGCGGCGAAGCGGCGGGAGCGGAAUAUCCGAAGGUCGGCGCCGAGAGACACAGGAGGAGGAAGGAGAUCCAGAGCACCAUCACCUUCUCCUCAGAUUCCACCUGGGCCAGCAGCACCUCCUGGGGUCCCAGCUCUGCCCUCAGCACCAAGAGACGGAUCCGGAUGUUGGACAAAGGGAUCCAGGCAGGAGACCUGGAGAUUGUGAGCAGCGCCACCAAGAGGAACACCCGAGAUGUCGGAGUGACUUUUCCAACGCCGAGAUCCCUCCAGGCAAACCAGAGGCCUCGGGAAUCCUGGCAUGGUGUCCAUGGGACCUCGUGGUUUGUCCAAGGAGACGACUUGAAAUCUGAAUCUAGGAAAGAAAACCAUUCCAGUGCCAUUUCUGGUCCUGGGCCAUCCUGGUUUGAGCCCUGGACCAGCACGAAGCCCUGGAGGGAACCUCUCCGAGAGAAAAACUGGGAAGAGCAGCAGCACCACGUGAUUCCAGCAGCAGCUCCAGACAGAGGUGCUGGGAAGGGGCCUGUGCUGCCCUUUGUGAAGCUCACGCUGCAGGAGGCUCUGGCCGUUCAUCGCCCCGAGUUCAUCUCCCGCUCCGGGGAGCGAGUGAAGCACCUCAAGCUGCUCAUGGAGGAGAGGAGGAUCCAGAGGGGGCUGCAAUCCCAGCGGGAAGAGCCUGGGAAUCCCCCCGGGAAGAGGAAGGGCUGCAGGAGUGCCAGUCACCUGCUGGCCGACACAGGUUUUUCAAUGAGGGAAAAAAGAAGAGCGAUUCCAAAGAGUGAAAUGGUUCAAAGGUCUAAAAGGAUCUAUGAGCAGCUUCCAGAGGUGAGGAAGAAGAGGGAGGAGGAGAAGAGGAGGCUGGAAUACAACUCGUACCGCCUGAAAGCACAGCUCUACAAAACAAAAAUCACCAACCGUGUCUUAGGGAAGAAGGUGCCUUGGAACUGAUGGAAUGAUCCCUUCAAACCAACCUGGGGUGUUCCAGCACUUGAUGGGGAAGAGGCAAAAAUGCAGGGAAAUGCUCCCACAGCUCCAAUUUUUGUGGUAUUGGGUCGCUUUUGUACUGAUCUAAUCUUGCCCUAUUUAAGAAUCAGUGAUUUGGGAUGAAUGUCAGGGUUUUAAACAAAUGCCUGGGGGGGUUUUGUAGUGGUUUUAAGCACUUCCAAAGUCAACACAGUCUGGAAAAACUCAGUUCAUAAUAUAUUUCUAGCUCCCUGAUUGGAAUAGAAGCUUUAUAUAUUUAUUUUCAGUGGGUUUGAACAAUGAUUUUUAUUAUUAUUAUUAUUAUUAUUAUUUUUUUAAUUCCUGUCUUGUAGAAAAUUUACUUGUUUUGUACCGCAAAAAAAACCCUCAAUAAAACACCUGAGUUGUAGUAA